Molecule: messenger RNA, 1815 nt
Organism: Ceratitis capitata (Mediterranean fruit fly)
Lineage: Eukaryota; Metazoa; Arthropoda; Insecta; Diptera; Tephritidae
Product: potassium channel subfamily K member 1
Exons: 5
Coding region: 201-1646 (481 amino acids)
Biological process (GO): stabilization of membrane potential; potassium ion transmembrane transport
Cellular component (GO): membrane
Molecular function (GO): potassium ion leak channel activity
Source: RefSeq, a predicted model, not a curated record
AAAACCACUCGUCUAAAAAACACUCUUUUCUUACAAAUAUACAUUUACAGCUAUUUAUAUUGACACUUCAAAUAUAAAGUGAAGAAAACCCAUAACAGAAAAGACGUAUAAAGUGUUAAAUUUUAUUUACUACUCACAUUAGCGUAACACGUGCUUACACACACGUACACACUUACAAACAAACAUCCGGACCAUUGAACAUGAAUAUGUUGCCUUCGACAGCUUUUCGCCGCCGCAAUGGCUAUGAAGAUCUGGAUCGUUGUAAUCAAUCAUUGAACGAUGGUCUCUCCAAUGUAGACCACAGUACAGAGGGUCAAACAGCACUGGAGCACACACAACAAACGAACAAACGCAUUUUCUCAAUCUCAGAUACAGCAUUAAACUCAACGCCAACGCCACCAAAUUCAAAAACAACGGCAGGACCAACUUCAACCUUCGUGCCGUACCAACAAUCAAUGUCAUCAUCGCCGUCUCACGCAUUUCACAAUCAAUCAACACUGAGUCUCGUUCAUGGCAUUAGCCUUGGUUCGGUUGUGUUGUUGCCUACAAAUACUCCUAGACUCCAACGCGUUGGCUCCAGCACCAACCUGGGACAUUAUGUCGCUAAGCACGUCAAUGCUAGUGCCGGGAAGUGGGAAUACUUUUAUGUGCGCAAACAUAAUAUUCGUUUACUUUGCUUUGCACUCUUCUAUUGCGUUUACUUAGCAAUUGGCAGUGUUUGCUUUCGAAUUGUCGAAACGCCGGUUGAGGAGGAAUUGCGUAGCGCUGUGCGGGUGCUGCGCGCCAACUUCUUGCAAAAAUAUCCACAACUAUUGGAUGAUGACCUCGAAGAGUUUCUGAAAGCCGUGAUAACGGCUAACGAUCGCGGCAUAUCACCGUUACGCAAUGCUACAAAUGAAAUGAACUGGAGCUUUGGUCAAGCGUUCUUCUUCUCAAGCACCGUGAUAACAACAAUUGGAUAUGGUCAUGUAACGCCACUUAGCCAGACGGGGAAGAUAUUUUGCAUAAUUUAUGCAGCCAUCGGCAUCCCUCUCACGUUGGUGCUAUUGAGUGCGAUGGUGGAGCGUUUAUUGGUGCCGGCAAGCUGGUUGUUAGGCACGUUAAAUUCCAAAUUGGGUCAUCUCUAUCAGCCUUUCAAUAUACGUUUACUGCAUCUAAGCAUUGUGGCCGUGCUUGUAAUUAUCUUAUUAUUCGCCAUACCAACGGCUAUUUUCGCUUACAUUGAACCGACCUGGGGUGCUUUAGACGCCUUCUACUAUUGCUUCAUUUCAUUAACCACCAUCGGUCUGGGCGAUUAUAUACCAGGCGAGGGUGUAACCAUUGAUAAUCGUUCGAUGUAUAAAAUAUUCAUUAGCGCAUAUUUGGUUUGUGGUCUAAUCGCCAUGAUGUUCGUGCUGACGAUAUUCUAUGACAUACCGCAAUUAAAUCUGGGUCAACUCUUCACCGAGAGCACAAGUGGGGAAACGGAGAAGCUACGCUUAUCCGGGAACAAUACAACCUGUUAUUCCGGCCCGUCAGGUUUGUAUAUGCCACAGCGUGAUGAGGACACAAGACGUGCGGUGGUGCGUAUACGGCCACAUGGUAACGAUUCACCCAGCCCUGAUGAGGCACCAUCAUCGCUGAAUAGUGAUAUAAGAGUGCCAUAGAGAGUGCAGAGUCGAUAUGAUAAAAUGAAUUUGAAUUAAAUUGAGAUUAAAAAGGUUGAAGAAACAAACAAAACAAAAGAAAAACAAAAACAUCUAAAUAUAUCACAGACAAGUCCACAGCAUAUCCAGAAAACCACAUUUGAAAAUAACUCAGAACCGUAUCAUAAAA